CAUCAUGGUAUUAUGAGACAUGGAACAAUCAAGAUUAAGACGCGAGAAAUUUAACACUAAUUGGGAGAAUUCAGUUGGCGUAGAGUAAUUGGAUCAAAUAGUUGCCUGAGAGACAAAAAUAUAACUUUUGAAAUUCAAGCAAUAAAUACAAUAUGACACAAAAAUAUAAAGGAAUAGAAAAUCGUAACAUAGUAGCAAUUUUCUUGGUUCUAAUUAUUAUGAACUUAUGCGAAUGUGACGAGAAAAUUUGUGAUCGUCGACCUCUGGGUACCAAAAGCGAUCCAUUGCCCCCAGACGACAGAUUUAGGAUUGAAAUUAUUGGAAUCAUCGAUAGCUUGUACAUACCCAACUCUCAAUAUACAGUCCGCCUCCAUUCUACUGAUAAGACGUCAACAUUCAUAGCAUUUACAAUAUCAGUUCGUGAAGACACGAAAGCCAACGAGAAAAAUCCCCGUAAACCUCUACUGUUAAACCCUGGCAUUAUAUACCCUUCACCGGACUCUGAUACAAUUCCAAGUCAUGUAUGCAAUAAUUCUGUUAUCCAAUCCGAUAUCACACCAAAAAAAUCAGUUCAGGCUAUUUGGCGAGCACCACCCAAAGACAACAAAUGCGUAACAAUUUAUGCAGUAUUAGCAGUAAAGCCAGAUGUAUGGUACAAUUUUGAAGGACCUCUUUCAAAAAGGGUUUGUGAAGAUAGGCGUAAUGCUGAGGAUAUGCAGCCGAUUAUAAAUGAUGAUUGUCAGGUUUGCGAAGAUGCUAAGUAUUUGCUUACAUUUGAAGGAAUUUGGUCAUUUAAUACGCAUCCACAGGUGUUUCCUAAUUCCAGUGAGAUAGCACGAUUUAGUGACGUUGUGGGAGCUUCACACAGCAAAAAUUUUAAUGUUUUCAAACUUUAUUCGGAUGCAAGUCAAGGACUAAAAAUGCUUGCUGAACAAGGAAACACUACAAAAUUAGAAAUGGAAAUACAAGCAAAGCUUCAAACUUCUGUUAGAACCGUGAUAAAAGCCUCCAGUCAACCUAGACCUGACAUGACGACAACUGCAAUGUUUAGAGCUACUCAAGUACAUCACCUACUAUCGCUGGUAGCAGCUAUCAUACCAUCCCCUGACUGGUUUCUAGGAGUAGCGAAUAUGGAGUUAUGCGACGUAAAAACCAAUAAUUGGGCUCCACAUCUUACUUUAAAUAUCUAUCCAUUGGAUGCGGGAACUGAUAGUGGUCUUACGUUUGAGUCAUCGAACGAAGAAACGAUGCCACCUCAACCUAUAUCGAAUGCGAAUAUAACCAAGAACAUUCCGAAAGAAGAUUUGAGGCCCUUUGCAAAAUUGCGUCUAGAUCUCAUGAGGACAUUUCCGAGGCCUGGCUGUGUAACAGAAUCACCACCUUUUUCAAUAAGGACACUUACAGAUGAAUCGGAUAACAGCAACGAAAUCCCAAACCAGCCACAAGUGACACCAUCCACAGAGGAAGAAGUUCCCACAGCAGACCCAAACUCAUCACCGGAUUGUCCAAUGACUGCGUGGGAAGAUUGGCUGCCAUGUGAAGGAGAGUGCGUUAAUAACAAAUUAGAAGGUUACCAAACGAGGUUUCGUUAUCAUAUGGUCGAUGGAGUUAUUGUAGGAAAGUAUGUAGAAAGUGAAUCACCGGUUGAGGAUAAAGAAGUGCCUCAAUUUUGUAUUGACAACUACCCUGACAGUGAAACUCAAAAAUGUGAAGAGCUUUGUGAGGACCCAGCACAAGUAGAAGAUGAAGCUCAAGCCCAAGGAAGACUUUAUUAUAAUAGCGACUAAUUCUAUAAUAUAGACUAAUUUAUUUCAUUUAUAUUCAGCGAUCAUCUUCUUAAGUGGAGGAGUUAGUACAUUAUUAUAGAAUGUUGUAUUUUACAUUAAUUUAAUACAUUUUUGUCCUUAA
Molecule: messenger RNA, 1908 nt
Organism: Aricia agestis (brown argus)
Lineage: Eukaryota; Metazoa; Arthropoda; Insecta; Lepidoptera; Lycaenidae
Product: spondin-2-like
Exons: 11
Coding region: 153-1787 (544 amino acids)
Biological process (GO): cell adhesion
Cellular component (GO): extracellular matrix
Source: RefSeq, a predicted model, not a curated record